CAAUCCUUCACGAUUUACCUCCCCUUUCCCCGUACCAACAAGAUGCGCACACCACUCAUCCAAACGAUACGGCAAGUUAAGCCCACUCGUCGCCUCCUACAGUCCCCCCAGACCGAACAACCACUAUCGACAUUGUCAACGCAUCCCCUCCGCAUCACCACAACCGCAACAACACCACCCAGACUCCAAACCCAGAAACCCACAAACCAGCAACAGCGCCGAACCUUCCUCUCCUCCUUCCUCCCCGGAAACAGCCCCAAUGGCUCCAACAAGAAUGACGAUCCCUCCUCGCGCACCCGCCGCCUAACCGCCACCCGCACGCUCCCUUACCCACCGGGCCCCCUCUUCGAAGUCAUCUCCGACGUCCAGUCCUACGCCUCCUUCCUCCCCUUCCUCACCGCCAGCACCGUCACCCACCGCGACCCCGCGACAAACUACCCGACGCGCGCCUUUCUCACCGUCGGCUACGGUCCGCUCAGCGAGACCUUCACCUCGAAGGUGGACUGCGACGCGGACCGGCUGACGGUGACGGCGCAGAGUGGGGCGCGGUUCGGGGUGGAGAAGAAGGAUGGACAGGAUGUGAGUAGCAGCUCCAGCAGCGCGGGGAACGCAGGCGGAUUUGGGUUCGGGUUUCCGGGGGCGGAGGAAGGGAUCUUCGAGUAUUUGAGCACCAAGUGGGAGUUGGUGGAUGUUACCGGGGAAAUGGGGGGACAGGGGAAUAUGACCAGGGUGCAUUUGGAGAUUGGGUUUGAGUUCAAGAACCAGUGGCAUGCUACCAUGAUGAGCGCCGUGGAGGGGCAAAUGGCUGGGGUUAUGAUUGAGGCGUUCGAGAAGAGGAUUGGGGAGGUCGUUGGGCGGCGGUAAUACCUGUGGAUGGGUGGCCGAGGGUGUAUGUAAAGAGUUGGAGGUGUUUACCUUCAACACUGCGGGCAAGAAAGAGUGGAAGAAAGGAUUCAUGUCUAUAUUCCAAGUGGGGGAAUGCUUGUACUUUAU
Molecule: messenger RNA, 993 nt
Organism: Aspergillus homomorphus CBS 101889
Lineage: Eukaryota; Fungi; Ascomycota; Eurotiomycetes; Eurotiales; Aspergillaceae
Product: ubiquinone-binding COQ10-like protein
Exons: 1
Coding region: 43-864 (273 amino acids)
Biological process (GO): cellular respiration; ubiquinone biosynthetic process
Cellular component (GO): mitochondrion
Molecular function (GO): ubiquinone binding
Source: RefSeq, a predicted model, not a curated record